Acaulospora colombiana is the source of this 840-nucleotide messenger RNA. The record is from the annotation of a GenBank genome assembly. Lineage: Eukaryota; Fungi; Glomeromycota; Glomeromycetes; Diversisporales; Acaulosporaceae.
AUGUCCUUUGGUGGAUACACCCUUAGUUUUACACCUUAUAAUAGUACAACCAAUAGUAAUUACUUAAUUCUCUACGCGUAUGAAGACAAUGAAACUCUGAUAGGCAGUAUUGGACCGACUCCUAUAAAUCCAUAUAGUGCGAUGUGUAUUACUAGUAAUAAUACGUUAUUAUUUGCUGCUAACACUAGUAAUGAGAGAAAUUCUUGGACUCUAUAUAAUUAUCGAUUGCCAAUAGUUCAUCUUGUCUUUAAUGGUUAUUACAGCAAUCUCGAGAUAAAUUACAAUGUUCCAGAAAUUAAUAGUACCGUCGAACCAUUUAAUGCGACAACGAUCAGCAUCACCUUCAAUGACCCCAUCAAUCUAUCUGAAUCAAAUCUCUCCAUCUAUCACCUUACUACUGGCACACUUCGACAAAUGGUCUCCGGAUCAAUGAAUGGCUUCUUCAGUGCAAUUAGCGGUACGCUUUAUCUUACUCCAAAAGCAACGAUUAGAUUUCUGGGACUCUCUAGACCAGAAAGGUCGGCGUACUUUUCUAAUUUAAUAAGCGAACUUGCUAAUAUGGUGCCGGUCAGAUCAUCUCGAUUAAGUUCGAAUGGCAAUUAUCAACAUAUCAAAAAUGGAACACCUCUUGAACAGAUAUUUAUCUCCAUCUAUGUGCAUAAACCGAUGAACAGCACAGAAAGAAGCGUUUCGGGGGUAUUCUCCGAUUUGGAUACCAUGAUCAGAAAUAAGAAAAUUACCAGCAUCUCUAUUGGUUCUAUUACUAAUGACUUAGACAAAAACUUUGGUUUUGAAAACAUCCAUGGGAAAGAUAUACAACUCAGUGUAUUAUUGCGUUGA